This is a messenger RNA of Lottia gigantea (owl limpet), 495 nucleotides long. RefSeq lists its product as hypothetical. The record is from RefSeq and is a predicted model, not a curated record. Gene Ontology annotation, cellular component: cytoplasm; nucleus. The coding region runs from base 1 to 495 and encodes 164 amino acids. Lineage: Eukaryota; Metazoa; Mollusca; Gastropoda; Lottiidae. Gene Ontology annotation, molecular function: pseudouridine synthase activity; RNA binding. The transcript has a single exon. Gene Ontology annotation, biological process: tRNA pseudouridine synthesis; mRNA pseudouridine synthesis.
AUGUGUGAAUUGACAGUGGCAGGAAAGGCAUUUCUAUGGCAUCAAAUAAGAUGUAUUGUUGGAGUGUUGAUAUUAGUUGGACAAGGAAAGGAGGAUCCUAGUAUAAUAGAUGAACUAUUAGAUAUAGAAAAACAUCCAAGGAAACCUCAAUAUAAUAUGGCGUCUUAUAUACCCUUGGUUCUUUUUGACUGUCAAUAUGAGGAUGUAGAGUGGAUCUAUAGUGAAGAAUCCCAUAUCAAUAAUAUAAAGCACCUUCAGGAUAUGUGGUCUCAGAAUUCCAUCAAGACAACCAUGAUCAAGAGAAUGUUAGAUUCUUUGGGUGAAAAACAAAUACAGAACUCUAGCGGUACGAUUCCAUGUCCUAAAUUACCUAUUCAAAGUAAUUGGCUCAUUGACAUAAAAGAUUCUAAACAUAUACCAUUGUUGACAAGACCAACUUCAGAAAGUUUAGAAGAAAAAGUGAAAAGUGCAAAAAUGAGAAAAUUACAGAAUUGA